Molecule: messenger RNA, 698 nt
Organism: Camponotus floridanus (Florida carpenter ant)
Lineage: Eukaryota; Metazoa; Arthropoda; Insecta; Hymenoptera; Formicidae
Product: poly(ADP-ribose) glycohydrolase ARH3-like
Exons: 4
Coding region: 171-698 (175 amino acids)
Cellular component (GO): mitochondrion; nucleus
Source: RefSeq, a predicted model, not a curated record
CAACUUAAUUGAAUGUACGUUCUUUUGGUGUUGGCAAGGAAAGUCAUAAACCUGUAUUUGCCUAUUUCCUUUUAUUCACUUAAUAAUGACAUUAUUAAUCUGAAUAUAAAAUACAUAACUGAGUGAUUCAGUAUCACCUGAGUGUAAAUGGAAAAUAAUUAUUGUUAAAGAUGAACUUGGAAUUGUUGAAAAAUAAAUUUCGCGGUACAAUGCUGGGCGUUUUGGUCGGAGAUAUUCUUGGAAGACCAUACGAGAACAGAGAAGUCAUGUCAAGUCGCAAGAAAAUCUACUUACAACGAAAACUCGAUAUGUUGGAGGAAAUAAAGUUUAGAGAGUCCGUUAUGGAGUUUUCAGAUGAUUCGGCAAUGACUCGUUCUCUAGCUGAAUCCUUAAUUGAGAAACGAGAUUUGGAUAUUGUUGACAUAGCAAAACGAUUUGUAGAAAGUUAUUAUCAAGAUCCUAAACGUGGUUAUGGAAUUGGUUGUAUGAACGUCAGUAAUAUAGUUUUAGCAUUUAUAUAUUUAAUCUAUUUAAGAAAAUGUUUAAUAGCUGUACUUGUUCGUCAAACAAAUAUCAUUUGGCUUGGCUUCCUUACUGUAGAACAUGCAAGAUUACAUAUAUUUGAUAAUAAUAUGGAGUCAAUCCCGCCACAAGUGCUCAAUACUCCAUUGCACUUUCAUGAUUUGUUACAAAUUUAA